This is a messenger RNA of Herpailurus yagouaroundi (jaguarundi), 2444 nucleotides long. It is a transcript of the gene ZNF674, whose product is annotated as zinc finger protein 674. Gene Ontology annotation, molecular function: RNA polymerase II cis-regulatory region sequence-specific DNA binding; DNA-binding transcription factor activity, RNA polymerase II-specific. NCBI's taxonomy places the organism in Eukaryota, Metazoa, Chordata, Mammalia, Carnivora, Felidae. The transcript is spliced from 5 exons. The coding region runs from base 95 to 2260 and encodes 721 amino acids. Gene Ontology annotation, biological process: regulation of DNA-templated transcription. The record is from RefSeq and is a predicted model, not a curated record.
GGCGGCGCCCGUGUGCCGCUGAGAACGGCAGCAGGCCCCACUACCCUUUCUCAUCCCGAGAAGCUGAAGGCAGCGGAGAGCGCGGCUUCGGGGGAUGGAGGGUGCGCGGCAGACGGCGAGGGAGACGGCGCCUCGGCCUCGGAGGCGGCGGGACCGGGGCCUCUGCGACCGUCCGCCGGCCCCUCGCCGCCCCCCGGCCUCUCGUGCGACUCGUCCGGAAAACGGUCGCCCGCUCCGGUCCCUACAUCGUGCCCCAGACGAACCCCGUCGGUAUCACUGGCCGCGACUCGCGCCAUCUUGGCCAUUGGCCGUGGAGGCCCCCGAAGCAGCUCCUGCGCGUGCGCCGCGCUCCGACCUCGGGCUGCGGGGCGCCGGGAGCGGAAGUGCUCCGCUGACCCGAGGGCGGCGCGAGGUCGCGCCGCUUGUUGUCCUCCGACCUGGCUGGCGGGUUCUGGUAGCCAAGUACCGGGAGGCGGAGCAGGCACUGGCCGGAGGGCAGAUCUCUGCCCUUUGUCUCGAGCAGAACAGGAUGGCCAUGUUCCAGGAGUCCUUGACCUUCCGGGACGUGUUUGUGGACUUCACCCUGGAGGAGUGGCGAUGUCUGGACUCGGCUCAGAAGAACCUGUACAGGGACGUCAUGCUGGAGAACUACAGCCACCUGGUCUCCGUGGGACAGCUAGUUCCCAAACCCGAUGUGGUCAUCAGAUUGGGACAAGGAGAAGAGGCCAGGACGGCAGAGGGAGAGACCCCGACGCGGAACCCUCCGGAAUUCUGGCAAGUGCAUGACCAGAUGGACAACCACAAGGAAAGCCAAGACCAACGUCUGUGGCCGACUGCGUUCGUAGACCAGGAAACACAGAAGGACCAAAGUGGCCAGGAAUUGACAACAUUCAGGACAAUCAUUUAUCCGGGCACAGACUUUGUUUCUAUAAGACAAAGACUCCCUAGAUAUUAUUCAUGGGGAAGGUGUUCAAAACAUAAUUUAAACUUUCUCUGUCAAAGCAGAAGUUCUGUAAGAAAGAAAGGUGAUGAGCGUAAGGCACAUUGGAAGUCGUGCUUCCACCCUAAUCUUUAUCCAGCGCAGCCUGGAGAGAAAUUCUUUGAGCCUAAUCAACGUGGAAACACCCUCCACCAUAAGCAAGCCCUCGAUAAACCUCCAAGAAGUCAAACCAGGGAGAAACUCUUUGAGUGUUCUGCAUGCGGGAAAGUGUUUAUCCAGAAAGCCAACCUUGUCGUGCACCAGAGAACUCACACGGGAGAGAAGCCCUAUGAGUGCAGCGAAUGUACAAGAGCCUUCAGCCAGAAGUCAACUCUCAUUGCACACCAGAGAACUCACACAGGGGAGAAGCCCUAUGAGUGCAGCGAAUGUGGGAAAACCUUUAUCCAGAAGUCAACGCUGAUGAAACAUACGCGAACUCAUACAGCAGAGAAACCAUUUGUAUGUGGUGAAUGUGCAAAAGCCUUUAAGAGUUCCUAUCACCUUACUAGACAUGAAAAAACGCACAUUAGGCAAGCAUUUUAUGAAGGAGUCCACUGUGGUAAAUCCGGCCUUACGUACCCGAGGACUCAUACGGGUGAGAAACCUAACUGUAAUAAACAUGGGAAACCCUCUGAUGAGAAACCCAACCCCAUUAAACACCAGAGAUCUCCUAUGAAAGAGAAAGCUUACGAGUGCAGUAAAUGUGGAAAAAGCUUCAGGGGGAAGUCCCACCUCUCUGUCCAUCAGAGAACUCACACAGGAGAGAAGCCUUACGGAUGCGGCAUAUGUGGGAAGACUUUCAGUGGAAAAUCACACCUCUCUGUCCAUCAAAGAACUCAUACAGGAGAGAAGCCUUAUGAGUGCAGAAGAUGCGGGAAAGCCUUUGGUGAAAAGUCAACCCUUGUUGUACAUCACAGAACUCAUACAGGAGAGAAACCCUACAAAUGCGGUGAAUGUGGGAAAGCCUUCAGCGAAAAGUCACCACUGAUAAAACAUGAGAGAAUUCAUACAGGAGAGAGACCCUACGAAUGCAGCAACUGUGGGAAAGCAUUCAGUAGGAAGUCAACUCUCAUUAAACAUCAGAGAAUUCACACAGGAGAAAAACCCUACGAAUGUAGUGAAUGUGGGAAAGCUUUCAGUGUGAAAUCAACUCUCAUUGUACAUCACAGAACUCACACGGGAGAAAAACCCUAUGAAUGCAGAGACUGUGGAAAAGCCUUCAGUGGGAAGUCAACUCUGAUUAAACAUCAGAGAAGUCACACAGGAGAUAAAACCUAUUAAUAUACUUGAGCAUGGGAGAAUUUCCCUAUUAUACCUCAUUAUAGAUCAGUUCAUCCUGGGGAGUAAUCUUAGCAAUGUCAAGAGUGUCAGAAACUCUUCAGAUAUUAAUGUUCCUUUAAUGUAAUAAAAGGUUCAAAAAUAUAAUUCCAGAAGCAUGUAAUAAAUGCGACCAGUUUUUCACCCA